Messenger RNA from Mobula hypostoma (lesser devil ray), 4293 nucleotides. Its product is annotated as sodium channel protein type 9 subunit alpha-like. The transcript is spliced from 20 exons. The record is from RefSeq and is a predicted model, not a curated record. NCBI's taxonomy places the organism in Eukaryota, Metazoa, Chordata, Chondrichthyes, Myliobatiformes, Myliobatidae. Gene Ontology annotation, cellular component: voltage-gated sodium channel complex; plasma membrane. Gene Ontology annotation, biological process: membrane depolarization during action potential; neuronal action potential; sodium ion transmembrane transport. Gene Ontology annotation, molecular function: voltage-gated sodium channel activity; calcium ion binding. Bases 1 to 4293 code for a protein of 1430 amino acids.
AUGACAAAUAACUGGUUAUUACCUGGUACUUGUAGUAUGAACAAGGCUAACUGGCUUGUGCAGGAAGAUAUCGACAUAAUGGUCUGUGGAAAUGGAACAGGCACCGGAAGAUGCCCCAAAAACUUUACAUGUAUGGCUGGCAUUGGAAUCAAUCCAAAUAAUGGAUAUACAAACUUUGAUAAUAUUGGAUGGGCAUUAAUUACAGCAUUUCAACUCAUCACACUUGACUUCUGGGAAAACACAUAUAACUUGGUGCUUCGUGCUAGUGGAGCUCACUAUAUUAUAUUCUUCAUAGUUGUCGUCAUGUUUGGUGCUCACUAUAUUGUAAACUUGGUGCUGGCAGUUGUGGCAGCUUCUUAUGAAAAAGAAGCAAAAAGGAAACAAGAAGCCAAAGAGGAGGAAGAACGAAUUUUGGAGCUAAGGCGGCAGAAGAAAUUACUGAAUAGAAAAUGUAGUAAUCGAAAUCCAAAAGAUCAUUUUCGCAAAUGUGGACAAAAACUGGUUCGAGGUUUCUCAGUGGAUUCUGCCUUGUCUCAAACAACACAACUUUCACAGUUCGGUGAAGAGGAAGAAACUGAAAACCAAAGGAAUUCAAAAUGUAACUCCUUGAAAAAAAGACUGAGGCGAAUGUUCUGUUCUUGGACCUGUUGUCCAGGAUUCCUAAGACUGCAGGAAUAUCUAAUAAUGGUUGUAUCACACCCAAUUUUUGAAGGGGUGAUUACUAUCUGCAUCCUAAUAAAUACUCUAUUGCUGUCAAUAGAUUACCAUCAGGCACCAUAUACUCAAUCACUAGAAAGUGGGAACACGGUUUUAUCAAUUAUUUUUAUAAUAGAAGCUAUUUUGAAGGUGACAGCACUAAAUCCUCUACCCUAUUUUAGAAAUGGAUGGAAUGCGUUUGAUUUUAUCAUUGUUCUUCUGACUUGUUUAGAGUGGGUGCUUUCCACAGUAAAUAUUCCAACACUUAAACUUUCCAUGAUACGAUCACUGAGAAUGCUAAGAGUUUUUAAAUUGGCAAAGAAUUGGAAAACGCUAAAUACGUUAAUUAACAUCAUAUUCAAAUCAUUGAAGGAGAUGGGAAAUCUGACACUUAUCGUCAUCAUAGUCAUUUAUAUAUUCACUGUAAUAGGAAUGCAGCUUGUUGGGCAUGAUUAUGAAAAUAAAGAGGCAUUUGCAGGAAAUAGAAUACCAAGAUGGAAUUUCAGAGGCUUUUACAAUUCCUUUAUAAUGGUGUUUCGAAUUUUAUGUGGAGAGUGGAUAGAACCAUUAUAUGAUUGCAUGCGUUGCUCAAAGAUCUACUUCUGUCUCCCGCUGUUCUUGCUGACAUAUAUAGCUGGAAAUUUUCUGGUGUUAAACUUGUUCUUGGCUCUUCUCCUCAACUUCUUUUCUGGAGAUACACUAACCGCAAACAGAAAAGAAGAAAAGGGGUCGCCAUAUAAAGAUUAUAUCAAGAACUUCCUACUUCUGCUAGCAAGUCGAAAAACAAAUAAACCAUUUUUGGGUAAAGUACAACCAGAAGAGCAAAACAAUACCUCAGAAGCAGAUAGUGCUCAUCCUUCCAAUGAAGUACCUUUAGCAAACUGUGAUGUGGAACACAAUAUAAACAUCCAAAAGGAGACAGCAUUGUUAAGUAUUGUUGAACCAACAGCAAUGCAAACAUUGUCCCACAGUGGUGUACUCCCUACACCAGACAAAAAUGAAGUGCCAACAGUCAGUGCACUGUGUGACCCAGUCGUUGGUGGGCGGAAGUACGAAAAUGGAUCAGCAGUCUUAAUGCUGGAGACAUUGGAAGAAGUUCAGCAAGAAAUGGAAAGUGAACAGGUAUCUCCAUCUGUGAACAUGAAUAGUCUAGAAAAAGAAAAACAAAUCAAUGAUAGGCGUGUCUGUGAAGAUAAUAAAGCAGCAGAUCAAAAACAUGCAUCCUCUGUGGAAGAAGCUGAGGACGAGGAACCCAAAGCAGAGACAAAGAUAAUGCAACCCUGCUUGCCAGCCAUUUGUAAUGAGAAGUGCAAUUGUUGCAAUAUAAUUAGGAAUACAUUCUUGGCAGAAAUCUUUCUGAAAGUGAGGACAUUGAUGUUCAAAGUGGUGAAUAAUCGAGUGUUUGAUGGAAGUGUAUUAUUUGUCAUACUUUUGAGUACGAUGACCCUGACAUUAGAUGACAAAUAUUUGCAAAAAGAUGAAAAGGUCCAGCUGGCACUGAAGUAUCUGGAUUACUUUUACACCUUCUUUUUCAAUUUUGAAAUGAUUGUUAAGGUACUGGGACUUGGCUUAACAGACUAUUUUACAAAUGUCUGGACAUUACUGGAUUUCUUUCUUGUGGUGGUAAGUUUUAUUGGGUGGCUCAGUAUGCUGGGCAGCAGCAUUCAGGCCUUCAAAUCCCUGCGAUCCCUGAGAACAUUGCGUGCUUUGAGGCCCUUGCGAGCCAUUUCUCGUUGGGAAGGAAUGAGGCUCGUGGUUAAUGCUCUGGUUGCUUCGAUCCCAUCGAUUUCAAACGUUAUGUUUGUUUGUCUCAUAUUCUGGCUGAUAUUUGGCAUUGUUGGAGUUCAGAUCUUCGGUGGAACUUUCUUUGAAUGUGUGGAUAAAAAUAAUGAGCGUCUUCCCAUAAGUAUCGUAAAUAAUCGAUCCGAAUGUGAAGCAAAUCAGGAUAUUGGCUACCAAUGGGUCAACCCGAAGAUUAAUUUUGAUAAUGUAUUGGCAGCCUACAUGGCACUCCUGCAGGUGGCAACAUUUGAGGGUUGGCUAGAAAUUAUGGCAAACGCUGCGGAUACCCGUGGGAUUGACCUUCAACCAGAAAUGGGUGCAAAUCCAUACAGCCUCUUCUACUUCGUAGCUUUUAUUGUCAUUGGAACAUUUUUUACUCUAAAUCUUUUCAUUGGUAUAAUUAUUGAUAAUUUCAACACCAUGCACAAAAGGUCACGAAAAGAAGGGGCUUUGGUUACAGUUCUCACAGAAGAUCAAAGAAGAUUUUAUGGCACACUUAAACGUCUAUGUAAGACAAAACCAGUUAAGAAAAUUCCAACUCCAAAGAAUAUAAUACUUUACAAGUUCUACAGACUUGUGAGCAACAAAUGGUUUGAACCAUUCACUAUUGGUUUGAUUACACUGAAUGUGUUGGUGAUGGCAUGUGAUCAUUAUGGCCAAUCAAAAAUGUUUGCCUUAGUAUUAAAUCGGUUCAACGUAAUAUUUGCCGCUCUGUUUACUGUUGAAGCAAUUUUAAAACUUUUGGGCCAACGACAAUACUACUUCACUCAAGCAUGGAAUAUCUUUGAUUUUCUAGUUGUUGUUCUUUCCCUUGUAGGAAUUGCAUUAGAUUCAUCUGCAUCCAAAAAGCAAGGUGUUUCCCCAACUAUUUUGCGAGUGUUCAGAAUUGUAAGACUUGCAAGAUUGUUGAGGCUGGUCCGAUCUUUAAAAGGAAUUCGGAAGCUGCUCUUCACUCUAGUCAUAUCUAUCCCAGCUCUUUUCAACAUUGGACUCCUGUUGGGUCUUGUAAUGUUUAUUUAUUCAAUAUUAGGCAUGAGUUUGUUUCGGGAUCUACCAAGAGAACCUCCAAUAAAUGACAUGGUAAAUUUUGAAACUUUUGGAAACAGUAUGAUGCUUCUGUUUAGAUUGACAACGGCUGCUGCAUGGAAUGAGAUCCUUCAUGUGAUGAUUAAUUCUCAUGUACAGCGUCAAUUUGUAUCAUUCAUGUACAUGACAUCAUAUAUUGUUGUUGCAAAUAUUGUGAUCAUCAAUAUGUAUGUAGCUGUUAUAUUAGAAAACUUUCAUGAAGCCCAGGAACAAGAACUUGCUGGAGUUACCGAUGAAGAUGUUGACAUGUUUUAUGAGGUCUGGAGUAACUAUGAUGUGAAGGCUACACAAUUCAUCACAUACGAUCAGUUAUCUGAUUUCCUAAAUGAGCUGAAAUCUCCUUUACGAAUACCAAAACCCAAUGCAGUUAAACUUGCGGCUCUGAAUCUACCACUAACUGAUGGCAAUAAGUUACAUUGCCUGGAUGUCCUCGAAGCUCUAAGUGCUGUAAUUGUCGGAAAGGUAACUCAGUCGGAGCCCUUGAAAAAGCUAAGUGGUGAUGUUUUUAAAAUGUCAACAAAAAUAUUCCCAAUUCGUAGCACCAUGGAAACAACCACAACUACACUAAUGAUACGAAAAGAGAUCAAGGCCGCCAUGACAAUACAGAAAGCAUUUCGGAAAUUUCGAAUCCAUAAAACAAUCAUAACAAAGGUUGAUAGAUCUCACAGCUCCUUAAGAAAAUCACAACGAAGUCUACAGUCCAGCAGGCCUAACUCACCUUUAACAUGA